GUAUCAAAUAUACCCUCAAAAUUUUAAAAAGUUUCAAAAUGGUCCUUGAAAGGACCAUUUUGAAUUAUAUUUACCUCUUAAAUGGAUACAUCCAUCGAAAUUGCACCGGUCCUCUUACACGAGCCUCAUAUGGAAGAUGGAUUGCAAGAUGCUCCAUACUGUCAAAGAAUGAAGGUGGAAAGAUUCGCUCUAGCUUACAAAUAAUUUCUACUAUUCUCUUGCCAUAUUGCCAUGUCAUUGACCUGAAUCACCGGAGCACACAAGGCCCUAAAGAACUCACUAAUCUCAACAAGUGGCUCCCAAACUUGUUUCGCCCGAUUCUGCUCUUCUUCUCAUUUCUUCCCGCUGCAGCCACCCGAAGAAAAAAGAAAGAGAAGCCAGCCAUGCCUUGGAAAAUUGGAGUUCCCGGAUUUGCUCUGUUCUUCCUUCCCUGUCCGCCGGCUGCUCUUGCUUGCGGGUGUGAUUUUCAGUCUUUCUUGUCCCCUGCAGAAUUUUCCUUCCAUGCCGCCGGCUUUUCCCCAAAUUGCAGCUCCGGCCUUGCUUGCUGGAUUCUGGUUCUUGAUCGUCCUGUCAGUUUAGUGCGUGAAUUGAGUGCUCGGUUUUAUGCGAGUGAGUUAAAUUCAGUCUGUUUUGUCUCCGAUAUGGUCAUGUUAUCCUGUUGCCCGCUAGUGGGAGUGUUAAACGCUAGCACAUGUCGACAUGUAUUUCUGUAGAACCGGUUCGUUUAUGUUAUCCUGCUAGUGGGAGUUAAACACUAGCAAUUCCUAUUGCCUGCCAGUGGGAGUGUUAAACACUGGCCGUGACCUAUGGAGGAGACGUCUAUUUCAUGCCCGUACUGUAUCUGUUUUCGUGAUUGUACUUGUUGGCAUGCUUUAAGCUUGAUAAGGGGCACUCCAUAUUUAUUUACUGAGUUUAUCUCAUAGUUUUUCCUUGUUCACCAUUUCAUGAUGUGAAAUCGAGGACGGGGAAACCACGGGAAGUGACGAGUUAGAAAGCUAGCCAUUUCGGGAUUGAUAUAGAUUUUAGAAGUAAAUCAUGAUCUUGUAAACCAGAGUGUAUUUGGAGAUUUAUGUUAUCGGAGUAAAUUUUAAAGAUUUGAUCUUCAGAUUUCGAUGGUAUCAGAGUGUGAUAUGAUAAGUUCCGAGCCUUGUGCACUUGUGGGACCCGUCUCAUGAGUGCACGGCGUCUGCCACGCCCCCGGAUUUGGGUUCUGGGGCGUGAUAGAUUUAGUGGUAUCAGAGCUUAGACUUGUUGCGUGAAUAGAAUUUUGUAUGCUCUUUUGCCACUAUUGUGAAAUUUGGGGAGUUGCAAAAAUCUUUUGUUAUUAAUCCUGUUGGUCUCUACCACAUAGCUGGUUGAGAAAUUUGUUCUGUUUGUCGCAUGACCAGUGGAGGAUGGGUAAACCCUCUACUUUGCAAGAGAUUCAAGGCUAUUGUAGCCAAUGUUGUGUGUUUUUCUAGAUGCGUUUUAGGAGCUGGAUUACUUGGUAAUUCCAUUGCUCCUUAUUUUCUGAAAGUCUUAUAGUGAAAUUUCACUUUUUUCGUUUGGAGCUUCAUGAUCUUUUCAUGUGGCUCAUUUUUUUGUAUUGGUUAAUCAAGAGCAGUGAUCAUU
This is a messenger RNA of Rubroshorea leprosula, 1611 nucleotides long. The record is from the annotation of a GenBank genome assembly. Lineage: Eukaryota; Viridiplantae; Streptophyta; Magnoliopsida; Malvales; Dipterocarpaceae.